Messenger RNA from Exophiala aquamarina CBS 119918, 960 nucleotides. RefSeq lists its product as uncharacterized. The transcript is spliced from 5 exons. Lineage: Eukaryota; Fungi; Ascomycota; Eurotiomycetes; Chaetothyriales; Herpotrichiellaceae. The coding region runs from base 1 to 960 and encodes 319 amino acids. The record is from RefSeq and is a predicted model, not a curated record.
AUGCCUCUAAUCGACCAUCUUAAUGCUUCGGGCACGCAAGGUGUUGAAAGAAUGGGCCUGUUGACAUUCUAUCUACAAUUUGCUGGUCAUAAAGAUGAUGCUUACAUUUAUAAGGCUAGCUGCACACCCGGAUUUCAAUCCGCGGAUAUCUUGAAUGCCAAUAUAAGAUUUGCUCAAGUAACAGGCAAAGUCUUGCAAACUAUUUACACCACCAAAGAACAAGCAGAGCACACGUUCAUAGCAGAGGUUCAAACGAUAUUGUUUGAAUUACAUCAGAUAUCGCAAUCUGUACCCAAAGAUUCUGCUUUGAACUUUUCGAACCGACUUGAAGUUACGAGGAACAGCGCAACACUUCAUCUAAUGCUUUAUCAGGCGAUUUUCCUCGCCACAAGCCCAGUUUUACUCCGCCUUGCCAGAGAGAGAGUCAAGGGACAGCAUCAAAGUACGUCUAAAUCUCUGGAUUCCUUCGCUAAGACGUGCGUGGACGCCGCUUGCCACACCUUGAAUAUCCUAUGUUCUUUCCAGCGGCAGAAUCUGAUCGCAUUUCCGGCCGGUUUUGGCUUUGCCUUGGCCGAGUCAAUCCAUCCCUCUCCACACAGCCUCUCUGGUUUCUCUGGAAUCCGGAGCUGCUUGGACAUAUUGAGGCAUCUAGAGAGUCAAGGAAACAAGCUGUCAGCUGCAAGGCAGAGAGAUAUCCUCCAUAUGCGUAAUGAACUCGACAUAGUCCAAGGCCAGGCAGCCAAUUAUUCAAACAUGUCCAUCCCCGACUAUGAUAGAAGCAGCGGGCUUGUGCGGAGCAAACAGAAUCCUCCACCAGAAGCACAAACCACGGAGCCUGAUCUAGACUCAUCCAUCGCUCUAGAACAGCCAAUAGACUCGUUAGAAGCAAUGUGUCCUGAUGAUAUGAUCUCAGGCGAAGACUCCCACAACCUCUACGCGUCUACCAUAAUGAUAACCUGA